Poecilia latipinna (sailfin molly) is the source of this 8012-nucleotide messenger RNA. It is a transcript of the gene nacc1a, whose product is annotated as nucleus accumbens associated 1, BEN and BTB (POZ) domain containing a. Gene Ontology annotation, molecular function: protein binding; RNA polymerase II cis-regulatory region sequence-specific DNA binding; DNA-binding transcription factor activity, RNA polymerase II-specific. The transcript has 8 exons. The record is from RefSeq and is a predicted model, not a curated record. Gene Ontology annotation, biological process: regulation of transcription by RNA polymerase II. Bases 3027 to 4757 code for a protein of 576 amino acids. Lineage: Eukaryota; Metazoa; Chordata; Actinopteri; Cyprinodontiformes; Poeciliidae.
ACAAAUCAAUGUUGAAACUUUUUAAUAUAUAAAUUGGCCACCUUUGGGUGAUCUAAAUCGCAGUGUGCACAUUUUAGGCUACUGCUUGUGCUCCAAGUUUAGAUUUGAGCUCCAAAUGGCUUGGGCCCAACCUUCCUCUAGCAGAUGAGCUUCUACAGCUGCAUCUUCAUUUCAUUCACAGCCACUCACGACCAGCCCAGAUCCUGUGUGGAGACACCUGGUGGAAACAUCAGUCUAGGAGCACCCUGUGUUCACUGGGCUCUAGUAAAUCAAUAGGCUCACCCGCUGCAAGUGUUGCACAAAGACUGGGGAGGAGGUCAUUUACAUGCACACAUGGAAAUCUGUUUUGAGCUUUUCAGCUGAAAAGAACGGCCAAAUUUAAAACACUUGCUCUUCUCCAUCAGAGGAGUUGUUGGAAAAUUGCAUCAAUCAAGGAGCAGUUCAGUUCCCGUGAUAAACAUGUGCUUCAAAGAACCAAUCAAAGUCUCUUUGAGAUCAAAGAUUUUGGAUAUAUAUCUUACUGAGGCUUGUCAGAAAGGGUUUCCUUCUUUGUUAAAUCCAGUUCCACAUGAGUCACACCCCCCAGUUUCUGCGUUGCCAUUUUUCUGUAUUCAAAUUUAAGCAACGGAAACGGUCCCUUUUAAUUGAGAUGGAAUUUGAAAUAGUAAAGAAAUUCAACAUUUAAAAAAGCAAAUCCUAACUGAAAUUAUUAGUCAGCAUACAAAAGGAAGGCAGUACAUUUCUCGUUUGUCCUUGGAGAAACAGUCGGAUGCUGCCAGACUGUUCACAGAACAUUUUGAAUGCUAUCAUUUUGCAGCCACUGCACAAUUUUCCACUACUUAAUGUUUCUCUAUCACACAAAUUUUAACAUGAUAUACCAAAACGUGAGGUUAUGAUGGGACAAAAUGUUGAAAAAAAUCUAACUAUGCAUAGAAGGAUGCUGCUUCUCCAUGUAUGGUUUUAAAUCUAAGGAUCCAGAGUAGACUUGAACUAGAAAACCUAAGUGGUGUGGACGGCUGAUACAACAGCAACAAAGCUGUAAUGUAUUUUGGUGCUAAGGUGUAAACUAACAAAAGUAUUUUAAAGUCUAUUCUCUGAGCUACAGGAAGUCAAGGGAAGGACUUUCAAACCAGGGUGAUGUGUUCUAUUUUUCGAGUUUUAGUGAGAGAGUAAGCAGCUGCAUAAGUGUGACUUUUUUGGCAGACCUGUGACGACGCUGCUGCAAAAAUCAAUUUGGCUGAAGAUAAAUGUAUGAGUUUCUCAAGAUCCUGAAAACAUUCUUCAGGUGAUGGAAGGUCGAGUUUAAUAUUGUCUUUGUGUCUCUCUUAAGGUUCAGGUCUGAGUCCAUCACUACUACAUUUUCUAGCUGUAAUAGCUGAAGCUGGGCAGUGACUCUUAUGUGCAGAUAACUUCAAUUUAGUUUCUUUUCAGCUAAAAUAAAAGUAAUUGCACAUCCAUGAAAGAAGUUCUGUUCUUUAAGUAAGAUCAAGUCAAGUACUGUCCUUAAAAGUGGCUUAUUUAUCUGUGAUUUGUACCCACAACAAGUUUCAUAUUGUUUUAUGUGCAUGAGAAGUCAAUGGAGAGUUGGAGCCUGGUAUGUUAAGCAGGGACCUCCUGCUUGCAUCUAAGAAAAAGAACAUCAAGUUAUUGCUCACACCCUGUUUAGUCUGGUUUAUUUGAACACUAGUAUGUUUGCCUAAACAGUCUGGUUUGUUUGGGGAGGUGUGAAUGUGCAAUCAAACUCUGCUGCUGCAGACCAAAAAAGCAGACUCUGGUCCGGCUAAACACCUAAACCUUGUUUCAAAUGAAGCGAACUCCGGCAUGCUUUGAAGGAAUAUGUGAAUUCCAAGUGGAAUGGAGACCAGAAAGUGAAAUGCAACCAAAAACAAAUGUGCUAAUCAAGUGCAAGAGUGAGAGAUGGCUCGCGGUCUUUUGCCAAGGACAAAGGAGAAAUCCUACAGCUGCUAAAAUCUGACACCACUCCAUUUUUGUUUACAUUUGGUGAAGAAAUGAGAUAUGCUCAGUAUGUUCUUCAGAGGUUUUCGUGUAGUUUCCUUCGGUGGUUUUUGGUGGAGUGUCACCACAGGCAAGGGGUGGGAACAGAUUUUUCAAACGGUUUGGUUUGUUUGACACAAUAGAGUGUGAAAGCGAACUGCACCAGCAGAAAAUGUAACGAAUACUGCAAUUUCCAUCCACAAUCAAACAGUCUACCAGACUAUCGGGUGUGACAACAACCUUAGAGUGAAUCACAGAUUACCAUGACUUUUCUUUUCUUUUCUUUUUUUUUUUAGCUGGAGAAAUCCAGUCUUCACAAACAGUUGCGUAGUACAACUUGAGGGCAGCAAAAAAAAUAAAAAAAGGGGCUUGCCCAGGAUGCUGUUAAUGCAAGAACCGCCACUGUGAUGCAGCAUGAAUUAAAACCUAUCACAAUAAAUAACCAUAUAAGACAGAUCCACACAUUAAGGUCACAAUAUAUAAGAAAAUACAACAAAAAUGGCUUUAGAGGUUUCUUGCCCAACUUUUUUUUUUUUUUUUUUCAGAAGGUUUGACGCUAAUUCAAAUGCGUGCCCAGAAUUUAAUCGAGCUGAAAUGAGUACAGCCAGUCGGCCUACUUUCCCCGGGUUUCUCCACUGACAGGCGGGGAGCAGCAGGAAAACUGAGAGACUAGUCUCUCUCGAUGCAGCCCCGCUGCUGUGCCAAUGCGCAAACACUCUCCGCCGUUCAGGGAUAGGUCUCCCCCCAAAAUGAGGCUGCGCUCGAAACGAUCAUGCGAUUGAGUGACGAGCGCGUCAUGCUUGUCUUCCUCCUCCUCUGCUCUGUGCGAUCAGUGGCUCUGUGUUCCGCAAUCCCCCGGGAUACUGUACCGCCCUCGAUGGCUCUGCUAUCGCCGUUCCGUUCGCACUGAAUGGCCGGCCGGAUCGAGGAAAAACGGGGGGAGAGAGCGCCGCGUCUCCUCCUUUAGACCAACGCUCUGCAUCAGCUUCCCAGUGAGGGGAAAACCCUUUGGUGGUGUGCGUAGGCGCGCCAUGGCCCAGACCCUCCAGAUGGCGAUCCCAAACUUUGGCAACAACAUUUUAGAGUGUCUGAACGAGCAGCGACUGCAAGGCCUCUACUGUGAUGUCUCUGUUGUGGUCAAGGGCCAUGCCUUCAAGGCUCAUCGAGCUGUUCUGGCGGCCAGCAGCUCUUAUUUCCGGGACCUUUUCAGCAGCAGCACCAAUGCUCCGGUUGCCAACAGCAACGAGACGAGCCCCACUGUUGUUGAGCUCCCUCCAGCUGUGCAGCCCCAGUGCUUCCAGCAGAUUCUGGCUUUCUGUUACACAGGCCGCCUCAGCAUGACAGUGGGAGACCAAUUUCUUCUCAUGUAUACUGCGGGCUUUCUUCAGAUCCAGCAGAUCAUGGAAAAGGGCACCGAAUUCUUCCUCAAGGUGUCCUCCCCAAGUUGCGACUCCCAGGGUCUUCAUGCCGAGGAAGCUCCAACCUCAGAGCCGCAGAGUCCCGUAACACAGACCAGUAAUGGCGCACCACGUCCUGCCUCCAGCGUGACGCCGCUCCCUCUCGUUUCACGACUUAAGACAGAGCAGCCAUCCAACCAGACGGAAGCCGCCACUCCUUAUUCUGUGGUUUGCACUCCUGUUGCCAAGCGGCUGUGGGAGGGUGGCAGCACCCGCGACGGAAGCGGGUUGGGCUCGGGUGGCGGCAGCGGCGGGGGAGGAGGAGGAGCCAGAAAGACGGCCCGUUAUUCCCAGGAGGCGGUGCGGGGCAGUGCCAUCCAGACCUCCGUAGCCCUCGGACUGGCCAUGAGCAUGAACGCCACCACAACCGGCCUGGCAGGCAUGGCGCCCAGUGGUGGGAUCGGUGGAAAUGCCGGCACCAACGGGAAUUCUGCCGCGGGGCUUGGAAUGUCAGAGGGUGCCAGCCCCGGCACACUGAGUACCUACGCUAGUGACUCACCCAUCAGCUACCAUGACGAUGAGGAGGAAGAAGAGGGUACGGACGAAAGUGCCGAGGAGCAGUACAGGCAGAUCUGCAACAUGUAUACCAUGUACAGUAUGCUCAACAUGGGAGCAGCAGCAGCCGGGGAGCGAGUCGAGGCCCUUCCCGACCACAUAGAGACCCGAGGUCGGAUGCGGGGCCGAGACCUUACUUGUCUUCCUCCAGAACUUAUUGCACAGAUAGGAAACCGCUGCCAUCCCAAACUGUACGAGGAAGGAGACCCUGCUGAGAAACUAGAGUUAGUCUCAGGAACUUCUGUGUAUAUUUCGAGAGCCCAGCUAAUGAACUGUCAUGUGAGCGCAGGGACGAGACACAAGGUGCUGCUGAGGAGGCUGCUGGCUGCCUUCUUUGACAGGAAUACUCUGGCCAACAGCUGCGGGACAGGGAUCCGCUCGUCCACCAACGACCCGAGCCGCAAGCCCCUGGACAACAGAGUUCUCCAUGCGGUCAAAUUUUAUUGCCAGAAUUUCGCCACGAGUUUCAAAGAGAGCGAGAUGAACGCCAUCGCAGCGGACAUGUGCACCAACGCCCGCCGCGUGGUGCGAAAGAGCUGGAUCCCCAAGCUGAAGCUGCUGAUGGCCGAGAGCGACGCCUACUCCUCCUUCCUCCCCGACGGAGUCAAGACGGAGGACGAAGCCCUGGGGGCGGACCAGGCCUUCGAGCCCGCCUCCCUGGAGGCCGGCGGCGGCGCCGGCAUGGAGUCGGGCGGCUCCUCAGGUGAAUCUCUGCCAGGCGUGGGCGGGGACGGAGGACCGUUGUUCUAAAACGCUCAGCCACCCCCCCCGGAAAGGUUUAAGUCCGGUGACGCACGUACCAGUAUUCCCCCCCACAUCCCAGUUGUGCUUGCCUCCUCCUCACUCUUUGGCCCCUCCCUGAUCUCUCUUUACAUCUCUGCUGUCUGUACAACAGUGCUUGGGGGCGACAGCCGUCACUCCGUUAUAACCAGGACGUAAAAACUCACAACUUAUUUUUUUUUUGCUUUAUGACUGUAAAACAGAGUUAGUGGAGUAAAAGGAGAAUGCGUGAGGGUUUGUCCUCUGCCUCCCCUCGUCUCCUACGGUGUGUAAGUGCAGCCACGGUUGCAUUUAAGAUACAUUCCCCGAGGUGCCAGGCAGGGGGCGCUGCCUGUGCAGCCAGAGGAAGAAAGGAGAGAUGUUUUGGCAAGCUGGGAGCAGAGGUGACAAAAAGAAAAAUAUGAAUGUAAGAAGUGUCGCUGGCUUUCUUUUUUUUCGUCUAUGCAAGCCUGACAACUUGUGUUCCAGCCUUGGAAAUAGAACUAAAUUUAAUUGUAUUAAAACACAAUAACACUACUUAUUCCUCCGUACAUCUUCCUCUCAACCCACCUCACCUCAGAGUGUUUCACUGUGCCGCAUAUUGUAGAGAUAUUCUCAUCUUUUUUUGUAAACGUGCUCGCAUGUUUGUGUCUGUGAACUGAAAAUAAAAAAUUGGGGGUGGGAGGAGGGGGAGCUUUUUACUGAGACGAUUGUAAAGAGGACUGAGAGGAAACAGGUAAACAAAGAUGGUUCUAUUUUCAGAAGAAAAACUAUAUUUAUACAGGCGCCCAUGCCUAAAUCGGCAUGAGCGGCGAGAGCGAGAGGGAUUGUUUUAAAAUCUCCACGUACGUAAGCUUCUGUCGAAAGAGUUACUGUCAAAUGAGAGGAAAAGUGCUAUUUUUGCAGGAGUAUGACAAAGGAGUCUUAUGAUAGGAAUUUGUGUCAUUUAUUUUUAGCUUUAUUUUCAAAUGAAAGAGAUGGAAUGAGCAGUUGAACUGCUAAAAUUUGACACAUUUCGUCUUCUGUUCACCAGCCUGAAAGGAAAUAAUUUAGAUCUCUUUAGUUGGAUUCCACUGUCCGUUAAAACCCUUCGUUAGGUGGUGGAUCUGCAGCUUUGACAAACCGCUUGCUUCACAAUCCUGAAGAUCACUUGCAGAAACUCAAAGGUUAUAUUGAUCUCAAAAAAACAAAACAAACAAAAAAAAGAAAAAAACAACCUGUUAGCUUUGUCUUUGUACAGAAAUUACAAAAAAAAAGAGUCAGUAGUAGUUAUCAGACAAAAGAAUGUGCCUUUUAACUGAAAGCAGUAAGAAAAAAAAAAGCGAGCUAUUGCUUGAAGUAAACCGAUUUUAAUGGUACUAUCUGUGUGUGCCACGUAGUUCUUUGGUGUGGAUUAUGCAGAUGUGUGUCAGUAUCUUAUCCGUCGCACCUCUGCAAUGUAGGAACUCGGAAAGGCUUUUUUUUUUUUUUUGGAGUUUGAGAUGACUUUGCACCUUCCAUGAGAGACGGAGAGAGAAAUGUGGGUGGUUUCUGCACCUUAAUGAAAAGAACCAGUGGUUCGUGUGUCUUUUUUGAGAAACGUGUAGCAAUCAAACCCCCUGUAGGUGGAGUAUGUCUUUUGAUUUAUCCCUCCCUUUGCCUGCCUGUGUUUCUUGUAGAUGACCAAGGAGACUGUUGAGUUAAAUCCCAAGUGUUCUUCCUGUUUUGUUUUUUCUUGCACCUGAUUUGUCUGAUUAGAAAAAAAUGUCGACAACCAAUGUUCUUUUUUUUUACUUUUAUUUUUUGUUCCCCCCCCCCUCCCCCAAAUCUGAAAGUUUGUUUGACUGAAGCCUUUUUGAAUGCAUGUCAGUACAGGGGCCUCACUUUUCCUGUUGCAGGUGAACUGACUUAGAAUGUGCCGUUGACCUUUUUAUAUUACUUUGCAGGUGAUUACGGGGGGAAUCCGUGUUUCUUUUCAAAAUGCAGUUGAAUCUGAAGUGCUUUUUUGUCUUGCAGAUUACAUUGCUGGGAGCGUCACAGAUGCAUAAUAACUCAACCUCUUUUUGUCAUUGUUCUCAAAAUGUAAGACUUGACUUAGCUCAACUGGGGUCAGUGUAGAGAAUUUUCUUUUUUUUUUUUUUUUUUUUUUAAAUGCAGUAUUGUAUAAGGGUGACAACUUCAAAAACCUCACUUUUUUUGCUUUCGACUGUAAGUGCCAUGUGGGCACGCCUUCCCCCUCCCUUACCCUGUGUACCUCUCCACCAUCGUUGAAGACCGUUGUGAGCUUCCUGUCCUUCACGCUUCAAGCUGGUGUCUCGUUUCGCUUCCACCGGCCUAAUCAUGCGUUUCUGAGAGGCAAAGAAGAGGUUCAAGCCGUGCGGCCAGAAUUAGAAGUCGUUUGUUUAUUUUCGUCAAGUGCAGCACAAAGAAGCCUUUGCAGCGAGCUUGUUGCAGACAGGUUCACGCCGCAUAGUGACCCACUGAGCCAUUUGUGAUCUUUUCUGAUUCGUAGUAGAUUGACUAAUCGCCGGUGAGUCACCCGUGUUGGUACGACACUCCGGCCCAACCCAAGUACACAAAAAUCUCCACAUCCUAUCAGGUCUCUAGAUUAGAUGACUGAUAAACGCCGGUUUAGGCUCAAGUGUAAAGAAGUAUGAUGUGUCAGCUUUCAAAGGUCCCUUGCUCACAAUGUUUUAUCUCAUUUACUGAGAACUGAAAGCUUUUUUCUUUUCUUCCUUUCUUUGUUUUUGCUUGUUGAACAUUAAGAGCAAGCUGUAAUUGGCGUAGUUUUUAUUUCUCACGUCCCUGAACAUGUAGAUCUACACACUUGAAUGAAUAAGGUGUGGCACAGCAUGAGGAGUCUUUUUGUCUCUAAGCAGUACAUAUAUAAAUACGAUUCUAUACAUGUAUAGAUACAUACUGUAUAUUAUAUAUAGACACACACAUAAGGAUCAGAUUGUUUGUUGUGCACUCGCAGCAUGAGGUAUAUAUUUACCCAGAAACUAGGCGCAUCCUCGCCGCCCCUGCUCUCUGCCCUCUGUAACCCUGUAGCACCAGUGGACCUCCUGUACUUCUCAUCCUCCUUCUUUCUGUGUUCAAAGUGCCAAUAACUUUGUGAAAGCCCUGUAACUGUGACCCAACGUUAUCAAAGAUAAUUGCACAUUAACAACUGUAAAAUAAAUGCAAAUUAUAGAAAUGGAACUCAAAAAGAAACUUGUCAUGAAUUAAAAAAAACAAACAAACAUCCUAAUAAAAGAUUUGUAACGA